Messenger RNA from Hypomesus transpacificus, 1523 nucleotides. It is a transcript of the gene ddit4, whose product is annotated as DNA-damage-inducible transcript 4. The record is from RefSeq and is a predicted model, not a curated record. Gene Ontology annotation, cellular component: cytoplasm. Bases 194 to 880 code for a protein of 228 amino acids. The transcript is spliced from 3 exons. Gene Ontology annotation, biological process: negative regulation of TOR signaling; apoptotic process; response to hypoxia. Gene Ontology annotation, molecular function: 14-3-3 protein binding. Lineage: Eukaryota; Metazoa; Chordata; Actinopteri; Osmeriformes; Osmeridae.
GUUGCAGCAGAGAAGCACAAAGAGCUGGAAAACGAAGCACUGAGAAGAAACAGUAGAGGGAUCCGAAUUAAACGUUAGUCACGGAAACACUACUAUUGUUCUGAAAGCUCAUCAAGCUGGAAACAGUUCUCCAUUUACUUCUACUCUAACUUGAUGGUCCUUAGCAGCUAAAAAUUAAACACUGGAGGUGGAAAUGAUGUCUACUCACUUCGCCACCACCAACGUCCCUGACAGUGCCAGCGCACCCCCGUCUCCUCUGGACAGCUCUCCUAGACGUCUUUCCUGGGGGAAACUAGUACAGCGAUUGACCGAAUUCAAUACAGGAGCCAACAGCAGCAUUGACUCCAGCUCUGUCAGUGGAAGCAGGAGCGACCUCUCAGACUCAGGAUCUGAUGUUUCUUCUGACAUCUCUGCAACUGACGGGGACCUGUUUUACGACCCAAUGGAGGAGACCCUUCUGAAAAACAUUGUUGAUCUCAUUGCCCGAAGUCUGCGGGAAGCUAAGGACCAUACCCUGAGGUGUUCCAAGCUGCUUAUCCCAGAGAAGCUUCUAGAGCACAUCGGCCGAGAGCUCCUCCACCUGGCAGCUAGUGAGCCUUGUGGCCUAAGGGGGGCGCUCAUUGACUUGUGUGUGGAGCAGGGGAGUGAGUGCGAGAGUGUGGAGCAGAUAUCAGUGGACCCCUACCUUGUCCCCACUUUUCAGCUCACACUUGUUCUGAGGCUUGACUCUAGGGGACUGUGGCCUAAAAUCCAAGGGCUUUUUGUUACCAAGUCUGCCUCCAUUCCAGUAAUGAGGCAAGCCAUUAGAUUAAGCACUGGCUUUAGAGUGAUCAAAAAGAAACUGUAUAGUUCCGAAGACUUGCUUAUAGAAGAGUGCUAAGGAACCCAAAGAGACUUGUUUCCAAGCACUGGACAUAAUUCUUACUCAAGUAAAUUUUCAUUAUACCAUUCCAAGCUCCCAAAUUAGCAUUGGUAUUGAAAUCUACAUACAUAACCGUAUGUUUUCUUCUUGACCGUAAAGACAAAGUUGUUAACAUGUAUUUGUUUUAUUCUCUAAUUGUACUGAAAUGGAAUGGGAGUAGAAGGUACUUUGGGGAAAUGGUGGCCAACCACAAGUAAUGGUUCAAUCCAGACUCUUGAGUGUUAUUGCAGCUUGGCAAAUUGUGAACCACUGGGUUCAAUAUGUUUACCUCAGUUUCUUUUGUAAUUAGAUGUGGCAGCUAGCUUUAUGGUAAAUUUGUAAGACCAUUGUGAUGUUUUUGUUCGUCAUUUUGCCAUUCUUGUCAAGUGGCAUUGCACACAAUAGAAUAGGGACAAUUCUUACAGUUUUGAUUGAAGAAAAAUUAAGCCUAGGUUACGAAGUACUUCUAUGUGCUCUUCAGAAGUGAAAUGUUCCUUUUCUCCCAUUUCAAACUGGCAUAUUCAUCUGUGCAUCAUUAUUUAUUUGAUAUUCAAAUAUCCACCAUGCACUUGUUUUUGUAUGUUUAUGUUGACUGCGUAUAAUAAAUGAUUUUUUAUUAAGA